AGGGCUCGGGGGGCGGGCGCGAUUGGCUGAGGCGGGCCGCGUGCUGACGUCAGAGCGCGGCGCGAGCGGCUGCGUGAGUGAGGGCCGGCGGCGCUGAGGGGACGCCAUGAGCAAGGCGCACCCGCCAGAGCUGAAGAAGUUCAUGGACAAGAAGCUCUCAUUGAAGCUGAACGGCGGCCGCCACGUGCAGGGCAUUCUGCGGGGCUUCGAUCCCUUCAUGAACCUGGUCAUCGAUGAGUGCGUGGAGAUGGCGCAGGGAGGGCAGCAGAACAACAUCGGCAUGGUGGUAAUACGAGGGAACAGCAUCAUCAUGCUGGAAGCUUUGGAGCGAGUGUAGAGCCAGUGAAACCCGCUGUGACGAGACCGAACCCGCCCUGUUUUGUGUACCCCUUUCCCUGAACCUGGAGUGAAGUGUUCAGGAGUGUAAACUUAUUUUUUUUUUUAAUAAAUUUUGUAAUGGUUGAAGUAA
Anas platyrhynchos (mallard) is the source of this 469-nucleotide messenger RNA. It is a transcript of the gene SNRPG, whose product is annotated as small nuclear ribonucleoprotein polypeptide G. Gene Ontology annotation, molecular function: RNA binding. Lineage: Eukaryota; Metazoa; Chordata; Aves; Anseriformes; Anatidae. The record is from RefSeq and is a predicted model, not a curated record. Gene Ontology annotation, biological process: spliceosomal snRNP assembly; mRNA splicing, via spliceosome. Gene Ontology annotation, cellular component: catalytic step 2 spliceosome; P granule; U2-type prespliceosome.